UACACCGAUUGGCUUGGUGAACGCAGCGAGGGUCCUACCAUUGGUCUUCAACUCUUCCAGGUCUUUCCUACUGUUUUAUGGCAAUUGUUUAGGAGAUUCGUUGAACUAACAAGCUAGCUAGACAACACACUAGAAUAAAGACUUGGAGACAGAAUGGCAUCAGAAUCUCCGCGCAGACCAAGCCGCUGUGCUGGAGGGGUUGUGGUGCGAGCACAAGCUGCCACUGAGCAGUCGUAUAUGGAGAGUGUUGUGACUUUCCUCCAAGAUGUGGUCCCUCAGGCAUACACUGGCGCACCCCCAACUGAUGAAAAAGAGAAAAUAGUUUGGGUCAGAUUUGAGAAAGCCGACAUCAAUGAUACGUCCCGCUCCCCAGAGUUCCUGGAGAUGCACAGUGGCAGCAGUGACCCUCCCCUCUGCCUCAUGAUUGGUUAUGCAGACGGGAUGCAGAUCUGGAGCAUAUCCCUGGGUGGGGAGGCCCAGGAGCUUUUCUCUGUCCGCCACGGACCUGUGAGAGCUGCCCACAUCCUGCCAGCGCCCCACAUCAGUCCGCUGAUGAUUGAUAGUUUUGCGGACAAAAGGCCUCUCCUGGGGGUGUGCAAGAGUACCGGGUCCUCGGGGACCAGCCCCCCAUACUGCUGUGUGGACCUGUACUCUCUGAGGACAGGGGAGAUGGUCAAGUCCAUCCAGUUCAAGACGCCCAUCUACGACCUGCACUGCAAUAGGGAGAUUCUAGUUGUCGCCCUGCAGGAGAAGAUUGCUGCAUUCGACAGCUGUACCUUCACCAAAAAGUUCUUUGUUACAAGCUGCUUUCCAUGUCCGGGCCCCAACCUAAACCCCAUAGCACUGGGAGGACGCUGGCUAGCCUACGCUGAGAAUAAGUUGAUCCGGUGUCACCAGUCUCGAGGCGGUGCCUGUGGGGACAAUGCCCAGUCUUACACAGCUACUGUCAUCAGCGCUGCUAAAACCCUAAAGACUGGUCUCACCAUGGUGGGGAAGGUGGUGACCCAGCUAGCUGGUACUCUACCCACUGGCACCCCCGACGAGGAGGGUGCUACCCCCCACAGCACCACCCGCCGAAGCCCCCAUGCCCCCGGAGUAAUCACCGUCAUUGACACACACAACGUCGGAGAGGGACAGGUCCUGGUGAGUGAGGACUCAGAUGGAGAGGGAGUGGUGGCCCACUUCCCAGCCCAUGACAAACCCAUAUCCUGCAUGGAAUUCAACCCCAGCGGUAUGCUGCUGGUGACUGCAGACACCCUGGGCCAUGACUUCCAUGUGUUCCAGGUCCUCACACACCCCUGGGCCUCCAACCAGUCUGCUGUCCACCACCUCUACACACUGCACCGCGGAGAGACUGAGGCCAAGGUCCAGGACAUAUGUUUUAGCCAGGACAGUCGCUGGGUGGUGAUCAGCACACUGCGUGGCACCUCCCACGUCUUUCCCAUCAACCCCUACGGUGGUGCGCCUUGCGCCCGCACUCACAUGUCCCCCCGCGUGGUCAACCGCAUGUCCCGCUUCCAGAAGAGUGCAGGGCUGGAGGAGAUAGAGAAUGAACUGAACAGCAAGCAGGCUGGAGGAGGGAGAUGCAGCCCCAUCCCUGGGCUCUCCAGCAGUCCCUCGGGGUCCCCACUACACGGAGCAAAAUGCAGAAAGAAAAGAGAAAAUAGAGCUAAACUCACCAGCCAGGAGUCGUACAACAACUUCACCAACAACAACAUGGGUAACCCUCGUCUGUCCCCUCUGCCCAGCCUCACCAUAGUGCUGCCCCUGGCACAGAUCAAACAGCCCAUGACCCUGGGCACCAUGACCAAGCGCUCCGGACCUUACCUCUUUGGGGCAGGAUGUUUUGCCAUUAAAACUCCAUGCAAAGCCAAGCCUCUCCCUCAGAUCUCCCCCAGUAAGUCCAGUGGAGGAGAGUUCUGUGUGGCUGCUGUCUUUGCUGCCUCACGCUCAUGGUACAUGACCAACCCCAACAUGAAGAGAGAGAAAGACCAGUCCAGCCGGUCAGUGGUGGAGUCCCUCUACAUCCUCAGUUGCUAUGGCACCCUGGUGGAGCACGUCCUGGAGCCUCGGCCAAUCAGCACGGCCCAGAAGAUCAGCGAUGACACGCCCCUGGAGCUCAACACAUGUCCACGGGCCUGCUGGAGCCUGGCCAGGACUCCACUGUGGAAUGAGCUGCAGCCUCCCUUUCUCUCCAACCACCCUCUGGUGUUGGCCUCUGACCUGGUGCAAUAUUACCAAUACCUCCUGGCUGGAUUGGUGCCCCCUGGAAGCCCUGGCCCUAUCACGCGCCACGAGUCUUAUGACAGCCUGACGUCGGACCACAGCGGACAGGAGGACGAGGAGUGGCUCUCACAGGUGGAGAUAGUCACCCACACAGGGCCUCACCGUCGGCUGUGGAUGGGUCCUCAGUUCCAGUUUAAGACCAUCCACCCAUCUGGUCAGACUACGGUCAUCUCCUCCUCCUCCUCCGUGCUGCAGUCCCAGGGCCCCAGCGACAUUCAACAGCCUCUGUUGGACUUCCACACUGAUGACCUGGACCUACACAGUCUCAGGAUCCAGCCCGUGCGUUCUGAGCCGGUCAGCAUGCCUGGUUCCUCUCGGCUGGUGGCUGAACGGAGGGGACAGGGGACGGUCAUUGAUAUAGGAUCGGGGACGUUUGACCGCAGUGUGACCCUGCUGGAGGUGUGUGGAAGCUGGCCAGAGAGCUUUGGCCUGCGUCACAUGAGCUCUGUGGAGUCCACCGAGGAGGGGCUGAGAGAGAGGCUGGCAGACGCCAUGUCAGAGUCACCAUCCAGAGACAUAGUGGGCUCGGCUACCGAGCUCCAGAGGGAGGGCAGCAUUGAGACUCUCAGCAACAGCUCUGGUUCCACCAGCGGCUCCAUCCCCCGUAACUUUGAGGGCUACCGCUCUCCGCUGCCCACCAACGAGAGCCAGCCCCUCAGCCUCUUCCCCUCCGGAUUCCCCUAGAGGAGACCAGGAGACAGCCUGCCUACAACCCUACAAGACCUGGGGUCAAAUACUAUUUGAUAUCUUUCAAAUGCUUUGAGAGUUUGCUUUAGUCUGCCUGGAAUCCCUGAUGGGAGGGGACUACAUUUGAGACUGUUCUAUUGGUUCCAUUACGCCAGACAAGCUCAAUAAAUCCCAGAUAAAGUAUUUGAAAUUAUUUCAAAGAGUAUUUGAACCCAAGUCUGCUAACUACUGUCCAUCCUAGCGCUUCACACAGCACAGCCGGACAGUCUUGAUGGUCUCUCACCAUGUUGAUAUUCAUUAGGAUGUUAUUGUGAGCAGUGGUCCCCUCCUCUCUCCCUCUCUCCAAAUCCAGGAACUGUCCAGUGCUUCUCCCACCUGCCGAUGUGUUUAUGCUUAUGUGUGUGUGUGUGUGGGGGGGGGGAAUAAUGUGUCACAACGAGUGUGUUUCAUUUUGGGUGUGUGUGCUGCUCCGUGUGAGAGAGAAGGCUGAGGCCGGGUGUAUUGAGUGAGCAGUGUGUGACUCAGUCCCUCCUGUGUGUGUGUGUAUAAAAAGUACUCUGAUGAUCAUGGGUGUCCCAAAUGGCACCCUAUUUCCUAUAUACGCUACUUUUUUGCAACAGAAAAGAGGUCUGUGCUUUAAUAAAAUAAAAGGCUUAUUCCUUUCUUGUAUACACACACCUCAAACAAAAGCACACGCUUGUACGCUGAAUAAUUACUUUGCCGACUUGCUUUUCUUAGUGAAUGAGUCAUUGCUGGACUUGACCAGACCACAUAGGACUUGAUAUGAAGUCUGAUCUGAUACAAUAGUGAGAACAGAAAGAAAGGCUUAAAACUGACUCUGAAUAAUUGGUCACUAAUUUUGUGUUCUGUGUUAAAAACACGAUACAAUCCUAGUCCUUUGUCUGGGGAAUGGAUGACUGGCUGACUAUAGGGGUCUGUUCUGAAAAAUGCAACGUUACAGGACUUUUGGGGAGAAAUACAUUUUAUAGAUCAGAUAUGUCCUGUAGCAAAAGGAGUCAUUGCAGAUCUAUAUAUUAUAUUUAUAUCUGCAAUGUUUCACCCUAUUGAACACAGCCAUGUUCCUGUAAUUCUGCAUGUUGAAUGAGUCAAUGGCUACUGAUGCUUGGUCACUGGCUAAUGUAACAUAAAAGGGUAAUAAUAAUAAUAAUAAUAUAUGCCAUUUAGCAGACGCUUUUAUCCAAAGCGACUUACAGUCAUGUGUGCAUACAUUCUACGUAUGGGUGGUCCCGGGGAUCGAACCCACUACCCUGGCGUUACAAGCGCCAUGCUCUACCAACUGAGCUACAGAAGGACCACCUGAUUAAUUGAUCCUUUUUAAUGCAGAACACAUGCUUAUUAAUACAUUUUCACUGUAAUAUUGAUUUUGUACAAUACUGAGUAGUUAUUUGCUAUACAUUCGUGUUAAUGAAAUACUGAAGACUUGGAAAAUAGUUUGCUGUGUUAUAUUAUCACCCCUGGAUAUUCAAUGAUUUCAUAUAUACUAAGUAAAUAUAACAGCUGCAUAGUCAUUGUUUUAAUCACGUGUACAAAAGUUAGCAGCUUGUGCUUCUGUAAAUGUAAAGAGACUUCUCGUUUAAUUUAAAGAAAAUAAAUAAACCACACCAAAGCCAGUACACAUUUUCUGCCAGUUUAUUGUGGAAAAGCAGACUGUGAAUACAACACUCUAAAACUUAUCUGACACUCAGAACAAGAAUCAAAUGAACUACAAAAUGUUCAAGAAUCUAAAAUCAGUACAAGACUAAUUGAUGUAGGGCCCCUAUGUUUAAAUGCAAUUCACUUACCUUAGACAGGAGCAAAACCAGGCCAGAGACUGAAACAAUGGCCAUGUGAAUGUGUUUGAGCAGGCAUACUCAGGCCAGCAAGCACUGGCUCUGCUCUUGCCUUCAGGUUGUUUGCCCCAUAGAAAAAUAAUGAAUUGAAUGGGCUUGGAACUUCUAACUCUGGCAUUUUUGAUUGGUAAACACAUGGGUACACUUACAGUGGCUGCCUGGUAAUGUGAUGCAAUAAUUUCCAUGUUCAUUCAAACUAAUGUAUUUUUUUGUAAUGUCAGUUUAAUCAACAAAUUACAGCACAUAUGACUUGUCCACCCAUAGAGUACCACAGUAUGAGUCAUAUACCCAUAAAACCUAGCGGUCAAACAGGGAAAUGGUUCAAAUCAUUUUUCCACUAUUCAUCAUCAUUCAUGGGGGAUUUUAUAAACACUUAAAAUAAGGGCUGUGUUUCAUGUAGGGUUACCCUGGUGUGACGUUUUGAUAACAGUGUAAAUCUGUCUAGGACAGGGUUACUUUUAUCAAUAAUUUGCCUGUCUCCCGGUCACAGCCGGCUGGGAUCGAACCCGAGGCCGUAGUGACGCCUCAGCACUGCCCUUUUGCCAGUUUUAAAUUGACACAAUACCUGAUAGCAGAGGUGUCAACUAGAGAUGACGUGCAGGAGCUUGCAGAGAUUUGUAGUUUUGCGUGACGUCUACUUUGAAGCUAAUUAGCAUUUUUGAAUCUGAGAGUAAAUAGAGCCAAAUAUAUUGAUAAGUCACCUUGUCCGAGAGAGAUUUACAUGGUUAUCAUAACAUCACACCAGGGUAAGCCUACAAGAAACACAGCCCUAAUUUUAAGUGUUUCUAAAUUCCCCUAUGGGAAAAAUUAAUUAUGGAAAAAACGAUUGGAACCAUUUCCCUGUCUGACCACUGGGUUUUAUGGGUAUUAUGACACCUCCACUGUGGGCAUAAUUGACUUGAAUGGGAACGCCUGUUCUAUUCAUUAUAUUUCUAUGGUUUGCCCACUGACGCUCCCCUGGUGCCCCACACUGUGACAUGAUGCCCUGCAUACCAAUGUCUCUCUAAGUCUGAGGGAACCAUGCCCAGGCCAGUGCCCCAGCUGGCACCUCUACCAGGGGUAGGGGCCUGUUAAAGGAGGGCACACCUUAGCUGUUUCACUCUGUUUCAAAACGUUGUCUGCCUCCUGAACAUGACCCUGGUUUUUACCCUCCUCUCCUGUGACAGUCUCCAUUUAUACCCAUCCUCCUCUGCCAGCAAACCCUGUGAAUAGAUAGAGCAGCGAGAGGAGAGACAAGGUUGGCACCAGGAGAGAAGCCGUAUUGAUACAUAGCUAGCUACAACCACUUGUGGACAGGUUUGCUAAGCUUUUGCUAACAUUGUUUUGCUCAAAAUCAAACAGAAAAAAAUUCACUGCCCAAAGAUUGCAAAUUACAGAGCAAAAGUAAUCUCCAUCCAACCUCAUAUACUGUAUUUCUUUAACUUUGUGUGAUUUAUUUGUGUACAUAUCUGUGUCUUAAAAUGUGAUGGAAUUUGUUAUUCACUUAUAUUCACUUAUAUUCAAUAAUUUAUCAGACUGUAAUAGCAUUAUAAUGUGUGUACAAUACAAAACAUUUAACAAUAUCAGAUCUGAAAUAGUAUUUUGAUUGCUGUCAUUUAAUUGUCGUCAUCCUCUCAACUAAAUAGACUAGGAAGACUUACAUUGUUAGCCAAUAUGUAUGUUAGGCAAGUAAAAUUCCCUCUUUUUUAAUCACUUAUAAUUAUUUUUCUUUCCUCAGUGCACUCUUUUGAUCCACAAAGGAGACAACUAGAUAUCAAAUAGGUCUACUUCGAAUUAAUUUAUAGUGCCAGCCAUUUGAAACCAAUCAAAGGCAAUACCAUGUAUUAUAUCCUAUUGUUCGUAUGAAUAUGACAGAAAAAUAUAUUGGGAAAUGCCGUGGUCAUUGCAGGUAUGUUGAUGACAUUUUAUGACCUUUUAGUGAAUAAAACAAAUAUCACUAAACAGUUACAAUUCGCAUAGGGCUAUUGUUAAUUUAAUGUACAAAUGUAAUCUUAGACACUUUUCAGAGCAGGCUUUUCAAUCGUCUAACAGGAGGCGAAUACUUUUUUUAUAACCUAACAGUUCUGUGUUGUUUACAUUGCCAAAGUGUCCAAUGAAAAUGUUUUAUGCAUCAAUGAUUUUAUUCAAACGAAACGCUUCCUCAUAAACUGAGGACCCCAAUCGCCUGAUUCUGAGCAAGAUUAUAGCCUGCCUAUGUGUACACUUAUUUCUAAUUCAAUGAUAGAGACCAUCGUGUGAGCGGUUACGUUCGAAAUUGAACACGGGAAAGUGCUUUCCUUGCUAAAUGAAAGUAUGUCUGAAAUAAAUGUAAUUUCCCCCUGACCCAAGUAAUUUCAUAUCGCUUCUGUAUAUAAUACGAUUCAAUGUAUUCGGUCGCAUGAGUUGAAAAUUGAAUUUUGAAGCACUGUCAACAAGUUCAACUCUGUUAAAUCAACACGAGUUUGAUAGGACUGUAGCCCAUAGUAGAGAGCAACAAGGCGAUUUUCAAGGGAACUGAGUGCAUGUCAAACAUAAUUGCCAGCCUCUCCAUGUUGUGUUGCAACAUCACAUCAAAUUGAUCAAGGCUGUUAUAGAGUUACGUUCCUGAACAGAAAUUGAUAUGCUAUGUGCACAUACAUGUUGUCAAUAGGACAUUAAGUCUACACUUGUUGUAUUCGACGCAUGUGACAAAUAAAGUUUGAUUUGAUUAA
Oncorhynchus keta (chum salmon) is the source of this 7513-nucleotide messenger RNA. RefSeq names its product BCAS3 microtubule associated cell migration factor. Lineage: Eukaryota; Metazoa; Chordata; Actinopteri; Salmoniformes; Salmonidae. Gene Ontology annotation, biological process: autophagy; response to starvation. The record is from RefSeq and is a predicted model, not a curated record. Gene Ontology annotation, molecular function: protein binding. The coding region runs from base 154 to 2970 and encodes 938 amino acids. Gene Ontology annotation, cellular component: cytoplasm. The transcript is spliced from 26 exons.